AUGGGGGAGAUUAUGCUCAUGCAGAUUGGGCAAUGCGGGAACAACAUUGGCACCAAGUUCUGGGAGGUGAUCUCUGAUGAACAUGCCAUCGACUCUGCUGGCACCUACCACGGGGACAGCGACCUGCAGCUGGAGCACAUCAACGUGUACUUCAACGAGGCCAGGGGUGGCUGGUACAUGCCCCGUGCUGUGCUCGUGGAUCUGGAGCCGGACCCCAUGAACUCGGUGCACUCGGGGCCCUUGGGGCAGAUCUUCAGGCCAGACAACUUCAUCUUUGGUCAGUGUGGGGCCGGAAAAAUCUGGGCCAAGGGGCACUACACAGAAGGCAUGAAACUGAUGGAAUCAGUGAUGGACGUUGUCAGAAAGGAGGCUGAGAGCUGUGACUGCCUGCAGGGUUUCCAGCUGAUCUACUCCCUGGGUAGGGGGACUGGGUCUGGGAUGGGUACACUUCUUAUUAGUAAGAUCUGGGAGGAGUAUGCAGACAAGAUCAUAAACAUAUUCAGUGUCCUGCCCUUGCCCAAGGUGUCACACACCGUCGUGGAGCCCUAUAAUACAACACUGUCAUUUCAUGAGCUCAUAGAAAACUCACAUGGGACAUUCUAUUUAGAUAAUGAAGCCUUACUGGACAUCUGCGAUAGCACCCUAAAACUGCCCACACCCACCUAUGGUGAUCUGAACCACCUGGCGUCUGCUACCAUGAGUGGGGUCACCACGUGCCUGCACUUCCCAGCCCAGCUGAAUGCUAACCUGCAGCAGCUGGCCCUGAACAUGGUCCCAUUUCCCCACCUGCAUUUCUUCAUGCCUAGCUUUGCCCCACUGACCUGCCAGGGCAGCCAGCAGUACCCAGCCCUGUCCGUGGCUGAGCUUACCCAGCAGAUGUUUGAUACUAGGCAUAUGACAGCCUGCGACCCCUGUCAUGGCAGCUACCUAACGGCAGCUGCCAUUUUCAGGGGGCGAAUAUGCCUGAGGGAGGUGAAGGAACAAAUGCUCAACUUUCAAAAUAAAAAUAGUUGCAACUUUGCUGACCAGCUCCCCGGUGGCAUUAAAACAGCCUUCUGUAACAUCCCACUCUGGGGCCUAAAAUCUUCGGCUGUUGCUAUUGGGAAUAACACGGCCAUCAAGGAACUCUUCAAGCGUGUCUCAGAGCAGUUUACAGCAAUGUUCAGGCGCAGGGCCUACCUCCACUGGUACACAGGUGAGGGAAUGGACGAGAUAGAUUUCAUUGAGGCCUAG
This is a messenger RNA of Piliocolobus tephrosceles (Ugandan red Colobus), 1233 nucleotides long. RefSeq names its product tubulin beta-8 chain-like. The record is from RefSeq and is a predicted model, not a curated record. Bases 1 to 1233 code for a protein of 410 amino acids. NCBI's taxonomy places the organism in Eukaryota, Metazoa, Chordata, Mammalia, Primates, Cercopithecidae. Gene Ontology annotation, cellular component: microtubule. Gene Ontology annotation, molecular function: GTP binding; structural constituent of cytoskeleton; GTPase activity. The transcript has 4 exons. Gene Ontology annotation, biological process: microtubule-based process.